AUGACCUGUGGAUACCCUGGGUGGGCAGUUCUACACAUUCUGUGUAGUUCCAUCAUUUUCAAUGCAUCCCUAGUCAGGCAGGCAGCAGCACAGCAAACUGACGUGUGGGAGGAAGCUAUGGCGUCAAAGGAGCCUGCCUCCUUUGUGGACCGGACCACCUGGGAGCUCCUCAACCUGCUGGACAUGCUGGGAAGGCGGAAUGGACGGGUGGGAGUGAUGGAGGUGGACGAUGCCGAAUCAAGAGCCCCCUCAUUGCUGGUGGACUUUACCCGGGACCUGUGUGGCACAGGUGACAUCAAACAUAAGCCACAGCAGACAGGGAGUGAGGGAAAGGAAGAGGAGGAUGUGAUGCCGCCACAUCUGAUCUUUAUGCUGUGGCAAGCCAGUGUGUUGAAGAGGCUCAUGCAGUGGGAUCACUUGGAUGAGGCCAUCCGGGAUGUGAGGAACCUCCUCCCUUGCCUGCCAGAUGUGCUGGUGCUUGUGAUGAUCCGUCCAGAUCGCCAGGAGCAGCUGGACCAGGCAGUGAGAGCACUGAGGAGAAUGCACUGUGUGCUGGAUGGGGCCCUGCAACUGCCCGUGGAGACAGCAAUCUACAGCCCAGGCCAGCCUGGAAGUGUCCUGGAGGCAAAGAGAGCUGCCUGUAGAGCACUGAGAGAAGCCUUGAACUGCCAUGAAGAAGUCGACUCCCAGGAGCCAUUUAUUAUUUCGCUCCCGGAGCUCAGAUACUGCCGUGUUCUGCCUGAACGUAGGGAAGACAAGGUAUCAAAGACGGAUGGAGAAUGAAUUCCCUUGGGCAGCAGAACCUGUCAGAUCUUUUCUUGCCCUAAGGUCUUCAUUAUCAUCAAAAGAAGGAUUAAAAGCCUGAUAUUUAUCUCA
Messenger RNA from Pseudopipra pipra, 876 nucleotides. RefSeq lists its product as uncharacterized. The transcript has 4 exons. The coding region runs from base 1 to 783 and encodes 260 amino acids. The record is from RefSeq and is a predicted model, not a curated record. NCBI's taxonomy places the organism in Eukaryota, Metazoa, Chordata, Aves, Passeriformes, Pipridae.